Molecule: messenger RNA, 2633 nt
Organism: Hermetia illucens (black soldier fly)
Lineage: Eukaryota; Metazoa; Arthropoda; Insecta; Diptera; Stratiomyidae
Exons: 16
Coding region: 67-2619 (850 amino acids)
Biological process (GO): signal transduction; monoatomic ion transmembrane transport; regulation of membrane potential
Cellular component (GO): synapse; membrane; neuron projection
Molecular function (GO): neurotransmitter receptor activity; transmembrane signaling receptor activity; extracellular ligand-gated monoatomic ion channel activity
Source: RefSeq, a predicted model, not a curated record
UACUACCGGAAAUUUUUUUGCGUUCCUUUAUUUGUUGCAACAGUUUUUAUACUUUUGUCAUUUACCAUGAAAAGGCUUUUAAGAGGAAUUUUGAAUUUGAUCGCUUUGGUUUUGGUGGCCAGCUCAUAUUUAGCACUGGACAAUACCACGCUGGUGACAUAUGAUCCAAACUUUGUGGUUGGACAAAAUAGAAACACUGCCUCAGGAAUUCGUCGGCAAAUGCUUGGUGGCAACCUUGUAAGGAACGAACGACAUGGUUUACUAAAUGGAAUUGAUCCUACACCAAUUAUUGUUGUACAAAAGACAGAUGGCACUCUCGAAGUUACUAUUCCGACAAUUGGUGGAAUCCUAUUAUCAUAUAAGGAUCCAAAGCCGUUAAAUAUUAAAUAUGUGAGCUUUACUAGUUUCGGCAAUACGACUGGAAGAUGGUUUUAUGACUGCGAAGAAACUCAUAUGGAAAUGAAGAAGGAAAACGUUACAAGCUUGGAGCGCCUGCAAGUCGACUUAUUUGCGAACUAUAGUAUGUUCACAAUUCCGAAGGGGGUAUCAAAAAUCUACAUGGGAAGCGCAAUUAAAGGGGUCACCUACAACGAAAUGAAGUCAAUAUUUCAAGUCAGGUUGGAAUUUAAACUGAAAUGGACUGAUCCAAAACUUCAAUGGAGGCCAUUUAAAUAUAGCAACAUCACGACCCUGAGAUCAUUUGAAGCGAAGUUUCGAACUCCAGCCAUAUGGAUCACUAAUGGGACCGGCAAUACAUUUACCCGCUUCAAUCCAGAAUAUGUUGGAAUCAUAUACAACAAUGGAUCAGUAGUAGCAGAUACAAAACAACAGAUUAUAGAAAGCUCUUGCCGAGAAUCACAAGAUGGAAAUUGGCCAUGGGAUGAAUUCAAAUGCUCAGUUGAGUUUGCGGUGGACGGCAACCUACCAAUCGAUUUUGAUCUAGGGCACAUCGAAGCGGCUUUGACAAUACCUGAGCUAAGCAAGUGGCGCUUUUCUGGUCAUCAUUUACUUACAAAGAAGGUUGAACCCUUUACUGAAACGGGAGGUAAUUCAAAUUCUACGAUUUCAGCGGUGAAUUUGGUAAUACAUAUGAGACGAAAUGUUUUGUACUACCGGAAAUUUUUUUGCGUUCCUUUAUUUGUUGCAACAGUUUUUAUACUUUUGUCAUUUACCAUGAAAAGGCUUUUAAGAGGAAUUUUGAAUUUGAUCGCUUUGGUUUUGGUGGCCAGCUCAUAUUUAGCACUGGACAAUACCACGCUGGUGACAUAUGAUCCAAACUUUGUGGUUGGACAAAAUAGAAACACUGCCUCAGGAAUUCGUCGGCAAAUGCUUGGUGGCAACCUUGUAAGGAACGAACGACAUGGUUUACUAAAUGGAAUUGAUCCUACACCAAUUAUUGUUGUACAAAAGACAGAUGGCACUCUCGAAGUUACUAUUCCGACAAUUGGUGGAAUCCUAUUAUCAUAUAAGGAUCCAAAGCCGUUAAAUAUUAAAUAUGUGAGCUUUACUAGUUUCGGCAAUACGACUGGAAGAUGGUUUUAUGACUGCGAAGAAACUCAUAUGGAAAUGAAGAAGGAAAACGUUACAAGCUUGGAGCGCCUGCAAGUCGACUUAUUUGCGAACUAUAGUAUGUUCACAAUUCCGAAGGGGGUAUCAAAAAUCUACAUGGGAAGCGCAAUUAAAGGGGUCACCUACAACGAAAUGAAGUCAAUAUUUCAAGUCAGGUUGGAAUUUAAACUGAAAUGGACUGAUCCAAAACUUCAAUGGAGGCCAUUUAAAUAUAGCAACAUCACGACCCUGAGAUCAUUUGAAGCGAAGUUUCGAACUCCAGCCAUAUGGAUCACUAAUGGGACCGGCAAUACAUUUACCCGCUUCAAUCCAGAAUAUGUUGGAAUCAUAUACAACAAUGGAUCAGUAGUAGCAGAUACAAAACAACAGAUUAUAGAAAGCUCUUGCCGAGAAUCACAAGAUGGAAAUUGGCCAUGGGAUGAAUUCAAAUGCUCAGUUGAGUUUGCGGUGGACGGCAACCUACCAAUCGAUUUUGAUCUAGGGCACAUCGAAGCGGCUUUGACAAUACCUGAGCUAAGCAAGUGGCGCUUUUCUGGUCAUCAUUUACUUACAAAGAAGGUUGAACCCUUUACUGAAACGGGAGGUAAUUCAAAUUCUACGAUUUCAGCGGUGAAUUUGGUAAUACAUAUGAGACGAAAUGUUUUGUACUACCGGAAAUUUUUUUGCGUUCCUUUAUUUGUUGCAACAGUUUUUAUACUUUUGUCAUUUACCAUGAAAAGGCUUUUAAGAGGAAUUUUGAAUUUGAUCGCUUUGGUUUUGGUGGCCAGCUCAUAUUUAGCACUGGACAAUACCACGCUGGUGACAUAUGAUCCAAACUUUGUUCUUUGCUACAAAAUCGUUAUCGGCAUUUCAGGCUUCUCAUUUUUUAUGAGCAUCUUGAUUUACUGGUUUUCUGAUCACCCACCGAAUACAGGAAAACACUUUGCCAAUGAUGAGGUGUGGUUAGAAAACCAACAUGAGCAAUUGCCGCCAAUCGGAGUGCUUCUGGAUCGCAUAAUAUUCUUCAUAUUAUUUCUAGCCCUUCCGAUAAUUUUGUUUGUGGGGCUAUAAUGUAUAAUAAAAUG